Huiozyma naganishii CBS 8797 is the source of this 534-nucleotide messenger RNA. RefSeq lists its product as uncharacterized. Lineage: Eukaryota; Fungi; Ascomycota; Saccharomycetes; Saccharomycetales; Saccharomycetaceae. The record is from RefSeq and is a predicted model, not a curated record. The transcript has a single exon. The coding region runs from base 1 to 534 and encodes 177 amino acids.
AUGGAUCACUUGAACAACCUGGAGUCCAGUUUACCUCCUGAGCAAACACCAACGAAACAAACUAUUGACUCUCUCAAUAACGACCUGUCAAAGGAGUUUAAGAUCGCAGCAAAUGCUGUCACCAAAUUAUACAGGGUUGCUAAUGAACGAAACUCGUUGCUGAAGCAUCGAGGUUACUUGGAAUGCUUGGAGGAUAUGCUGACACUACUAGAUAAUGGAGAGCUUGCGUCACUCAACGACGUUCGACUAUGGGGUAUAAAGCAAAGAAGCGAUAUAUUGUGCAAUCCAUCUCAAGAGGGGAUGAACAACGGGAAAUAUAACUUUGAUUUUGCUCGGGGGAAUGGCAGGUAUUCACCAAAUGGACCAAAGUUCAGACUGUCGAUGCCACCUCUGAGUGUAGAACAGACUCACUCUAAUGCGGUCAAAAGCAGAAGGAUGCGAGUGAAGAUGCGCGAUACGACUAAUUCGGAUUCAAAAGAGCAAACAGGUACUGAAUCCAUAGGUAAAAAGAAAAGAAGCGUUACUAAAGAGUGA